Messenger RNA from Morchella sextelata, 225 nucleotides. RefSeq lists its product as uncharacterized. NCBI's taxonomy places the organism in Eukaryota, Fungi, Ascomycota, Pezizomycetes, Pezizales, Morchellaceae. The transcript has a single exon. The coding region runs from base 1 to 225 and encodes 74 amino acids. The record is from RefSeq and is a predicted model, not a curated record.
AUGAAGUCUCUCUCGGUGGUGCCCGCCGAACGAGUGUUCCAGAUGGGAACUCAAAACCAUUCCCUGCGUCUGCAGGCCGAAUCACCACCAGGGUCGCUUGCCGAUGCUAGAAACGUGCUAGGUCUAGGUCAUAGGCACCUCAGCCGCAGCGGAAACACAAUCGUGGAGAGAGAGCGAUCUGCGCCCGUUCGAACGAGGGCUGAGGCACAGAGAGCUGCCAUUUGA